GGUACUGUGCCUGGUGGAGGUUCUCCUUUACAUUUGACAACAGUAAACCGUUUCAAUUUUUACUCUAAAAUUUAAUUAAAUGUGCCGAUUAUAAAUAAUAGACAAAGGCAGAGAAGAAUUGAAAAACCAUGAGUAAAUUAGGAUUCACUUUGUUUUUCUGCUCCUUGGCUGCGUUAUUCACGCAAGGUGUACUUGGAGAAUUUACUGCUGAAGAUUGCUGGGCCCUGGGAUUUAACAAAGCAACACUCCUGUGCUCAUCGUGUGAACACUUGAAAAAAUAUGAUUUAGAAGAAAUGAGAGAACACUGUUUCAACUGUUGUAAUAAAGAUGAACAUGAACCAUCUGUCAAAAGAUAUCCCAAGGCUACACUUGAGGUGUGUACUUGCAAAUUCGGUGCUUAUCCACAAAUUCAAGCUUUUGUGAAAGGUGACAAACCAUCAAAAUUCCCGAAUUUAACCAUCAGAUAUGUCAGAGGGUUAGAUCCAAUUAUUAAACUGUUCGAUCACAAUGGAAAUGUUCAAGAGGUUUUGGCAAUUGAAAGAUGGGAUACAGAUGCAGUGGAUGAAUUUUUGAAGACGCAUUUAGAACCAGUUACAAAAGACGAUCCAUACUACUUGAAAACAAAUCAAAUAUGAUAAUUGUUAAAUAAAUUUCAAAAUAUUUUAUACUAUUAUACUUUUGUGCAUGAAGUGAUAUGUAAAUACAAGUUUUUUGUGUACAUAUAUAUUUUUCUCUCCUGA
Messenger RNA from Cimex lectularius (bed bug), 740 nucleotides. Its product is annotated as selenoprotein F. Bases 129 to 635 code for a protein of 168 amino acids. The record is from RefSeq and is a predicted model, not a curated record. Gene Ontology annotation, molecular function: oxidoreductase activity. The transcript has 5 exons. Gene Ontology annotation, cellular component: endoplasmic reticulum lumen. Lineage: Eukaryota; Metazoa; Arthropoda; Insecta; Hemiptera; Cimicidae.